CUACUAGGUCCGAAACUCGGGGCGCCUAUUGCGCUAUACUUAGACUAUUAUGUACCUACCUGCCAUUUACCUCGGGGCAGAGCGGAGGCUAAUACAUCAUGGCUUUCGGACGGCUAUACAUACCAGGCAACCCGGUGAACCGCAACGGGUAGGUACAUCAGAGACACAGAGUUGAAUCAUCGUCAUAGUUUUCUCUAACCUACCUACCUAUUCAUUUGCCGUUUACAUCUUGACUUUAUCAAGCUGGGCCACAUCAUCUAAAUCCUUUGAUAGCCACUGUGUAUGCACCUUCACUUCACGAUGCCUCUCACAACACCCUCCGUGUUCCCUCCGGAAUCAGACGUCUUCUCCAAGUUUCCGAGCCGUCGGAGCGUAGUCCACAGCACCAAGGGCAUCGUAUCGUGCACGCAGCCCCUCGCGGCGAAAUGUGGUAUCGAGGUGUUGGAAGCCGGUGGUAACUGUGCCGAUGCAGCCGUAGCAGUUGCCGCCGGGCUGAACAUGACGGAGCCGUGCUCCACGGGCAUCGGCGGCGACAUGUUUUGCCUCUUCUACGACGCCAAGACCAAAAAGAUCUCCGCCAUGAACGGCUCCGGCCGCUCGGGCAACAAGUGCACGCUCGAGACCAUCCGCGCCUCCCUCGGCCUCAAGGACGGCGAGUUUGGCAAGAUCCCCAUGAGCAGCGUGCACGCUGUCUCCGUGCCCGGGGCCGCGGCCGGGUGGCACGACACCGUCGAGCGGUUUGGCAGCGGCAAGGUUACGCUGCAGCAGGUCCUGGCGCCGGCGAUUGAGCUGGGGGAGAAGGGAUUUCCGGUUUCGGAGGGCGUGGCGCACUUUUGGAAGAAAUCAGAGGCACAGAUCCGCAAAGCCUCACCCAACGGGAGCGAAAUGCUCAAGAAGGACCCCAGCGCCCCGGACGGCGUACGUGCUCCUCGGGCAGGAGAAAUCAUGAAGAACCCCACGCUAGCCAAGACCUUCCGCGCCCUAGCCGCCGAAGGUAAGAAAGGGUUCUACGCCGGCCGCGUCGCAGAAGAACUCGUGAAAGUAGUGCAGGACCUCGGGGGCCACCUCGAGCUAGCGGACCUGGCGCACCAUAUGGAAACGGGCAGCGAGCCCGUCGAGGCCAUCUCGCUCAAGUUCCGGGGGCAGAACGUGAAGGAGCUGCUGAAAGAUAGUAUCCUCAGCGACGGCCAAUCUACUAAAGACAACCUAGACAUCGGCCUCGAGCUAUGGGAGCACCCGCCCAACGGGCAAGGCAUCGUCGCGCUAAUGGCUCUCGGCAUCAUCCAAGAGCUCGAGGCCGCGGGCACCAUCCCCACAUGGACCGCCGCAGACUUCAACACAGCGCCAUACCUCCACGCCAUCAUCGAGUCCCUGCGCCUCGCCUUCGCCGACGCGAGCUGGUUCGUCGCGGACCCCAACGUCUCCUCCGUCCCCACCCCCUCCCUCCUCUCGCAACCCUACCUCGCCGACCGCGCCAAGCUCUUCAACCCCUCCGCCGCAUCCAAAGACCUCCCGCACGGCUCCCCGGCGCUCCAGAGCAGCGACACCGUGUACUUCGCCGCGUCCGACAGCCAGGGCAACGCCAUCUCCUUCAUCAACAGCAACUACGGCGGCUUCGGCACCUGCAUCGUCCCCGCCUCCUGCGGCUUCACCCUGCAGAACCGCGCCGCCAACUUCUCGCUCGAGGCGGGACACCCCAACGUGCUGGCGCCGAGGAAGCGGCCGUACCACACGAUCAUCCCGGCCGCCGUCACGAACCUGCACGACGGCUCGCUGCACAGCGUCUUCGGCGUCAUGGGCGGCUUCAUGCAGCCCCAGGGCCACGUGCAGGUGCUGCUGGGCCAGGUGGUCGGGCGGCUGAGCGCGCAGCAGGCGCUCGAUGCGCCGCGCGUGUGUGUCGGUGCUGGCAUGAGCCAGGGGGCGUCGGGCCCGGAUUGGACGGUUUUUGUCGAGGAGGGGAUGCCGGGGGAGACGGUGGAGGGGCUGAAGGGGCUGGGGCACGAGGUCAAGGUCGUGGAGGACAUGGAGCGCUCGCAGUUUGGACGGGGGCAGAUUAUUAGGUGGAGUGUUGAUCCGGUUGAGGGCGUGGGAGUCUGGUCGGCGGGGAGCGAUCCGAGGGGGGAUGGGGGGGCGUAUCCUUUGUGAUGCGUGUGUGUGUGUGUGUGUUUAUGUGUGUGUGUGUGGGUGGGUGCUCUGGAUGUGUGGGUAGAUAGGUAUGAGUAGUAAGCGAGGAAUUGGUAAUAUGAUAUGUGAUAUACAUGUAUUACACCUACCUAUCUUAUGUAGUAGAGAGAUAGAUA
Molecule: messenger RNA, 2300 nt
Organism: Hypoxylon fragiforme
Lineage: Eukaryota; Fungi; Ascomycota; Sordariomycetes; Xylariales; Hypoxylaceae
Product: gamma-glutamyltranspeptidase
Exons: 4
Coding region: 283-2145 (620 amino acids)
Source: RefSeq, a predicted model, not a curated record